CUAUAAAACCCUAAAAAUCCAUUAGGGUUUUCUCGUUCGCUCUUCGCACACCACACUGAUGGCGUGCACAAUCGACUUCCGCUGUCUCGACGAGGGUUUUGGCGGCAAAACCUACAAGCGCAAGAGAGAGCAGCAGUCGCAGCCUCAGCACGACGCCGCCGCCGAUGACGUCAUCGACGGCGCCUCUCUGAUGGACACCGACGACGCACUCCCGCCGCCGGCGAAGCGAUCGGCGCUGCCAUCGUCGGAGAACCCGGACAAGCCGGCGUUCGGUCAUCCGAGCUACGACGGCGUGAUCGCCGGGAGGGUGUCGGGGCGGAAGUGGAAGCAAGUGCGGCAGCGGAGGGCGUCGGCGGCGCAGGUUAGCCGGAAGGGGACGACGUUCGAGCAGAGGGAGAGGGAGAAGGUGAUAAAGAAGGCGUACAAGGAGAGGAUGAUGGAGCUGAAGGAGGAGAUUCGGUUGAACAAGGUCGAGAAGAGGAAGAAGAAAGAGGAGAGGGAGAAGAAAAAGCAGGAGAAUAUCAUCAGAUCUGGAACCAAGUUCCAAAAGAUUACAAACCCUAAUACUUUGAAGAAGAUCGCCAAAUCCAAGCAGAGGAAGCAGCUUAGGGUUGUUCCUGAUGAAUUGGUUAGGAAAUAGUAUGUUUUGUUUUGUUUUUUUAUCUUUUUCAAUUCGGUUUUUAUAUAUUGCUUUUUGGUGGAAAAUUUUGUAGUAUUGAGAUUUCAAUUGAUGAUUAGUAUACAAGUUUCUGUGGUAACUGAUAGUUGUUUGCUUUUGAGCUCCCUCAGGUUUCAAUUAAGGAUGUAAAAUUUUCACAUUUAAUCUAUAGAAAUCGCAAAAUUCCGUCA
Glycine soja is the source of this 849-nucleotide messenger RNA. Its product is annotated as MAP7 domain-containing protein 2-like. The transcript has a single exon. Bases 59 to 640 code for a protein of 193 amino acids. Gene Ontology annotation, cellular component: nucleolus. The record is from RefSeq and is a predicted model, not a curated record. NCBI's taxonomy places the organism in Eukaryota, Viridiplantae, Streptophyta, Magnoliopsida, Fabales, Fabaceae.